AUGGAAGCGGUUAGUGACCUCUCGGUUCCAAAAGAGCUCGACAUUGAGCUCGACGUGGGCAACUUCUCCUCCAGCCGAGGGACAACUUACCAACCCUUUCAUCGAAUCGAGGCUUCUGCGGAAGUGCAGCAGGCGGCGCGCCGAGUUGCAGAGGAGAACCACAAGCUUCGGCAACUUCUUCAUCAUCUGGGCUGGGGUGACGAGCAAAUUGAACAGUACAUACACACCGGCAAAUUUGGUUCUCCAAGUCACCGUGGCCUACAUACUCUAAACACAAGCGGCAGCUUGAUCCCCGAGAAAGCGACAGAAAUAUUGGAAGGCCUUCUGAUUCCACGGCGGCCACCCUGCCUCGAUAUCCAGAUGCCAACUCUACCACCAAGCAGACAGACCAGUCCGGACCGGACUCUUUCAUACGGUCCUACGCCAGACUCACCGACCGAGGAAUAUGGCUCUCCAUCAGAAUCUGUCCAUCAAGUUCAUGGCUCGGCGGUCGUUUCACCAACAGACUUUGGCCCUCGACAGGCCUACGCUCAAGCCGGAGACAUGAAAAACCGAGAUUACACAAGCCAUCACCACCGCCCACAAACGGUCGAGUGGGCAAAUACCCACCAAAAUCAGUCUACCCAUGGUAUGUCAUUAAAUGUUCAGGGAUUCGGGACGAAUCAAACACUCGAUUAUCAUCCGCCAUUCCCGGAAGCCGAUCCUUCAGCAGGCAUGCUGCCUUCGCCCUCCAUGCCGUACACCUCGUACCAGAAUAUUCACCACCAGCCGCCGGCGUUCAUCGAAGCUACCACUGGUCACACUGGGCAUAUCUCCGUUGCCGACAUGGAUUCCACCAUGGAAGAUCGCAAAGCGCAGUACAGAGGAAACCCAGACGACCACCCUUGGUCAUCCUCAGACCCCUUUGCCAGAUCGCAGUACAAUACGCGACACAACUGA
Molecule: messenger RNA, 939 nt
Organism: Colletotrichum orchidophilum
Lineage: Eukaryota; Fungi; Ascomycota; Sordariomycetes; Glomerellales; Glomerellaceae
Exons: 2
Coding region: 1-939 (312 amino acids)
Source: RefSeq, a predicted model, not a curated record